AGAAUUAACGUAAUUGCUGAAAUCUUGAUCUGUCUUUCCCGAGUGGUGAUUUUUUCAUAGGAUACUUUUCGUUAUUUUCACUAACACUGUAGCAGACGGUUGCUGAUCCCCAUUAUUUUUAGGCAUAUUCAUUUUACUACUAAUUGCCACUUGAGCGGCUACGAAAAUUUCCAGUUGUUCCGUUUGUAAGUGCUAUUUAAACAAUUAUGUUUUUGGGCUAAUUUGGAGAGUAGCACCCUGACGUCAUUGCGUUUGUCCCUGGUUCCGAUAGAGGUAAUCUACCACUUGAGCGUCGGCCAAGAAAAAAUCCAGUUGUACCGGUUGGAAGGGCUAUUUAAAUAACUAUUCUUACAUUGGAGUCUGUUAAUAAUUUUGCUUCCGUAUAGAGGCUAUAAAGUUAUAUAGCACAAUACUACGACUACAAUACUAAUACAUUUAAAUAAUUAUUACUGCCAAGCUACCGAUAUGACAGGAAGAAAAAGAGACUACAAUUAUUUUUUUUGAUCCAGAUGACGCGGAUGUCCACACACAGAAUGUGGAAAAUGUGGAUGCUCAAAAAGCGUAAACUGAAAAGACAGUUUGGCACAAGCUGUGAUCUUUCCCGUCAUAUUUACGUGAAUUCAUGUACGUCAACCGAUUUCGUGGAACUUAUAUUUUUUAACGAAGUGGUUAUGCGCAGCCGACUGCGUAUAACCCUGAGAGUUAUACGCAGUCGGCAAGUCACGUGAGGUCUAUAUUCUUCCUGUGUUACAGUAUCAAUCAAUAAGGUGCUACGUAUCGGGUUGACUGGGUGGUCAAAUGGUACAAACUGACCAAACCUCAAGUUGGUGGUCUUGAGUUCAAUUCCAGCCAACGGCAAGCCAUUAAUACGUGUCAGUUACUAUGUUUGUUCUCGAGAAUGAAGCAAAAUCAACUAGGCUUAUUGUUUUACUUAUGUUUUGGCUAAAAAAUGUUAAAACAUGAGAAGAAUUAUUAACUUGACCAAUGUAAUGUUAAUAAUGUUAUUCUUAUAAUUAUCAAAUAUAUGUUUGUGUUAUUAACAUAUAUUUUGUGUUGUUAACUAAUUUUGUGGCAGAUUAAAUUAUGUUUCUCUGGUACAGUAAUAAAUAUAAUCAUAAUCAUGGGUUGAGAGUAGCAGUAAAAAAAUCGCUGUAUGUAGGGGCAGGGGUUCUGUAGAGGGGGCACUGUAAGUAAUGCACAGUUAUAGUUUUGCACGGAAGCUGAAAACUGUUACAUUUAGGUCAUCAAAAAAAAAAAAUCAUAAAUGAUAUAAUUUUAAAAAAAAAAAUAGAAUGUAUUUCCUGAAUUAGUCAGUAAAACCAACCACAUAGUCAUAGCAACAUAUAAAAACCUAAUCAAUCAAAAUACAUAACUAGACUUAGACCGCUUUAGGCUUAGACUCUAAGAAAUGUAGACUUUGACUUAUACUUAUAAUUAUAAUAUAUAAGAUACAACCAAUAAUACUAAUUAUAGCACUAAUACUAAUAAUAUUGCUAUCAACAAUUUCAAUAUUAAUUAAAAUUAAUUCACUUAAAAUUUUACGCUAAACACAUUCAAAGUUCUAGUACAAAACAACCCAUCAUGCAGCUCAUUACGCAUAAUACUUUUUUUUUAAAUUGCCAAACAAGCGAUUGAUAAACCUUAUUUGGCUAAAUUCCUAGCCGACUGCGCAUAACCCUGAGAGUUAUGCGCAGUCGGCUGUGAAUAACCCUCAGGGUUAUGCGCAGUCGACUGCGUAUAACUCUCAGGGUUAUGCGCAGCCGACUGCGUAUAACGCUUCCCAUUUUAAAAAAAAAAAAACUUCAUUGUCGCCUUGGGGAGAACUAUGCAUAAUUCCAUUUUCAAACAUUAAAUUGUUUACAUUUUUCUAUUUCAAAUUUUUUUAAUAGUUUUUCUAUUAAAAAAAUGUUUUUGUGUAUUUGUAUUAGUACUAUUAUUAUGGGAAUGAAUAAGCACAAUGUAUGUCAUUAAAAAUAAUUAAUAUAUGAAUAAGUGUUUAUUUAAAAAGCCCUUCCAACCGGCACAGCUGGAUUUUUUCUUGGCCGACGCUCAAGUGGUAGAUUACCCCGAUAGGGUCAAAACCCUGGUUCCGACAGGGUCAAAACCAUGGUUCCGAUAGGGUCUAAACCCUGGUUCCGAUAGAGUCAAAACCCAGGUUAGGCUAGGUACUUGGAUAAAAUUUUCAAAUUGAAUGAAUUAUGAAAUGAACACAUCUGUAUGAUAGCCCUUGUUAAAUGAAGUAAUAAUAUGUUUUCAUUUUUCAUGUAGCACUUUCGGUUAAAAAGAUAUGAUUUUUUUUUUGUGAAUAAAAAAUCACUUUUUUUACAUUCAUAGAGAUUUGUGACCUCUUUUCACAAUUUUUUUACGAAAAGGCUCAUAACUUUAUAGCAGAAUGGACAAAUAAUAUGAAACUUUCCAGAAGUGUUCAUCAUCAUAUUAUCAACAUCUUUGUUGCUUUAAAAACUAAAAAAAAAUCAAUAGAAUAUUUUAAAAAUAUUUUUUAAUGUCAUUAAAAAAAACUUUAAAAAAAAAAAUUAAAAAAAUUAAGACCAAACGUAAUUUAUUUUAAAACAGGGAAUAUAACAGAGGCAAUUUUCCAAUAAAAAUUAUGCUUUAAAUUGAAAUGGAACAAUAUCUGAUAAAAUAUUAAUUAAUAUAUCUAUUAUUGUAUAGAUAUUAGGGGUGUGCCGGAUCCGUUUUUUCCAACCGGAUCCGGAUUUUCUUAUGCGAAAUCCGCCGGAUCCGGAUUCCGGUUUCUCCCGGAUUCCGGAUUUUGGUACUAUUGGUAGAUACUUCGGUAAGUCAAGGUGGACUACUACUUUUUGUGUAUGGGAAUUCGCAAUCGGCGCCAAAAAAUCCGAGUUUUUAAUUUUCCGAUGUGUGUGUCUAUUUAUUAUUAAAUUAGUACUUUCGAUAUAUAUUUGAGUUCCGUUCCAUUUGGAUAAGUGUCUUACGAGAGACGCCAUGUUUCUACGCGUUCGCAGCAGGUUAUGCAGCUCGCUCAACCUAAUUUCGCCAUGGGGUUGGCCACGCCCCCCUUUUUAAUGGCGGAAGUUGACGAUACUUAGGAAAUAUUAAUUUAUUAUCACUAUUUACAUCAAAAUAAUUGAUAACUUGUGUUUCAGAAUGCAUUUAAAGACAUUUAAACUGGAAUGUUUUAAUUUGAGCUUUAACAACCCGGUAGAAUCCAUAUUAUAAAUGAUCAGAAUUUACCGUGUGCAACACGUUGUCAUUGGCAACCAUUCACAGCCACUUGCAUAACUGUAUCGUAGUACUACCUCAGAGUUUCAUUCAUAAGAGUUUGCCGUGUGCAAAAACUAUUAAACCAUUGGUCAGGGAAAGCUUUAAUUAAUUAUUCAUGUGCCAAAGUUGAAAGUUUAAACUAAGUCUAAACAGUAUUUUAGUGAUAAGGCAGGGAAUGCGUUGCCUUAUAUAAACUAUAUAGUCAUUGCGCAUGACGGGAUUGGUGGAAUGAGAUCACAGAAUGUGGAGAUGCAGUCCAUGUUAAAAAAUGACAAACCAAGUCGUACUUUAAAAAUUCAUAACUUUAAAACUACAACAGCUAAAAAUAUGAUUUUGGUGUUAUAAUUCUUUAAAAAAUUACAUCUUUUCAACUAUGCCAUUGGUUUAUUUUUACAAAAAGUUUAAAUUUUCUUAUCAAAGUCCCUACACUAUUGGCCACUAUUAGCGGUGCUGACUCUAGCCUCUGGUAUGUACGGAAUAUUAAACAUUAAACAAGCUCAACGCUCGAAACAAUCGAUUAAUGUAUCGUGAUCGUGUGAAAUUCGGGAAAGAGAAUUACUUUUAUUUCAGAUUAUGAUCCGGUGAGUCACAAAAUCUGGCAAAUUCCGAAAUCCGGUAUAUUCUGGAUUCCGGAAUCCGGUUGUUCCGGAUACAUGUAAAUCCGGCGGAACCGGAUUUCACCGGAUAGUGCAAAAUCCGGCGGAACCGGAUUCCGGACCGGGGUCCGGCACACCCCUAAUAGAUAUUACUAAAUUCUUAUUACAAUAAAAACCUAAUACUAAUUAAGAUGGAACUUGAUUGCUUGAAGCAUUAUAAAAUUUCUUGGGCUUUCUUAUCUGUCAACUAUUGUUAAAUAAUACUGUUUCCGGUUUGUCACUUUCGUUUUCGGACAUUUUUUUUUUCUUUUCAAGAUUUAUAUCCGUUCUGGCCAAAAAUAACAUUGUUAUGGCCAUCUUAGAGACUUGAAAUUUUACAUGGUCAUUUUUGAUACAAUUCUACAGGUACACCAGGUCGAUUUAAAAUGGGACAACGAAUAGUUUUCAAAAUAUUGAUAAAUUAGACUUAGCUGCUUUCUCACAUUUUUUUUUAUUUACAACAUACUGAUAUUACUGAAAACAAAAUGGAUAUCGUUAAAGCCCGUUCAUUAACGUAACUAGAACAGUAAUUCGUUCGUUGAUCCGACGUUUCUAGCUCGAAAAAAUAAUUUUUUAGUGAACCCUAUCAUCCAGCACACCAAAAAUAGCGUCUCAAAAUCCUAGGGGCAAAAAUAGCCUCAUUAGGCUAGGGAUAAUGGUAUGUACUCUGCCGAAGCAAGGGACACUCCUAGUAAAUUUGUAUCGGAAAUGGGCCUCGGCGCAAUAGAAUCAGAGUUUUUAAUUUUUUCACGUGCAUGUUAUUUGAAUAAAUUAGGAUUCCUUUUGGCCCAUAAUUAAGGUCUGCCCAUUAACGUUACUAGGAGUAGGGAUAGCAAUACUUGUCCACGCACCGUUCUGCGCAUGUCCUAAAAUGUCGAAAUUAUGUGUUCUGCAAAGUUGGCGUACAGCUACAUGGUAUCAUUGGAAAAUUGCAUACUACGUCACCUUUGUUUGUUAAAUAAUUGCUUUCCUCAUCACUGACGUAUCAGUUUUUGUGUUCCGGUCAUAUAUUGAUUUAUGCUACGAUAUUUUGUUUGCAUCACGGGCAGUAUUAUUAUAAUGACUCGGUUAGUAUAUAAAUCGUAUAAAUACUUUUUUACUAGUAAAGCCACCAAAAUAAGGUUUAGUGCUCCCUAAUCUACAUUCAUUGUAAGAGUUUUUUCUUUUUUUGAGUUUUUAUCGUUGAUAAAAAGUGGGGGUAUGAAAUUAUCAUUAUUUGUUUAUUUUGAUUGAGAAGCCGGAAAUGGCUGCUAUCACUGUGAUUCGUUAAUGUUAAAUCCUUAAACUUAAACAUCUAAAUAAUUAUAAGACGUUUAAAAUGAAUCAUUUUAAGGAAAGAUUAUAACCAAACUUGAAAAGUUUAUGUAGUUACCAACCCUUGGUUAAGUUUUAUUUAUUACGUUAAAAAUUGUGUACGGCACCGGUACACAGUUUAUCGUGUUUUCAUUAUUGAAUCAAUAUUAAAUAGUUUUACAAUAGUAAUAUGGAUAAUAAUAAUCGUUUUUCUCUUAAUUAUUUCAGAGAAUAUUACUAAAAUUAGGCCUACAUAUCAUUAUCAGUUAUAAUUAUAAAAAACUGUUAUGAUAAUCCUAUAAUUGUCUAUUUUUAUUUAGGCCUAGGCCUAAGCUUAAUUUUUCUUAAUCUAAUUCUAUUACAAGCCUAUAAGUUAUAUAUAACAGUUUUAUUAAAAUACAUCAAAUUAAUAAACAAGACUCAAACAACAUCAUCAUAGCAAUUAUAUUUUUAUUAGGACAUAGAAAAGCAGUACGUAGACAAUUAUUUAAUAGAUCAAAUAACAUUUUUUAAUGAAUUAGUCUCAUAAUUAUCAUAUUCAUAUUAUUAUUAUCAUCAUGGAUGAUUUUAUUUGAGUAAUUUUUAUUUAUAUAUACAUGCGUUCAAUUUUAUAAAUAAAAAAGACUACUUACCUUUUUAUAAAUAUAAUAAUUUAUUUAAAAUUUAACACAAGCUUAAUAAAAUUAGUUAAAAUUCAAUAAAUAUGUUUUUAAAAAAAAUAUUUUCCUGUAUAAAGAAUGAUUUUCCCAAUUUUUCUGUUCAGUUUUUUCUGAACAUACCCACAAAUAAAUUCAUUAAAAAAUAAAAGUCUUAAUGUUAUAUAAAAGUUAAGUUGUUUAUUGUACUGUAUAUUCAAUAUAUUGCAUUGAGAAUGUCUCCUGAAAAUUUGGUAGCAUUAUCUUUUAAAAUCAAAAAGUUUUUGGUAAAAUAAGGCAGAAAUUUUGAAAAUGGGUCACACGUUUUUUCAGUUAAAUACUAAGACAAAGAAGGGGUGUUUAAAAAUCACCAAAAAAAUCAUAACUCCACUUCUAUAACAGAUAGAAAGAUGAAAUUAGUGUUGUUGUAAAGCUUAUAGCUAGCCCUUUAAAAUGAACCCCUCCCCAGAACCACUCCCCAAAGCUUACUGCCAAAAGUAUUAACACAUGAGUUGGCAGUGGCAAUAAAACUAUGAAAAUGAACAGAAACCAACAAGAAAAUGGCCAAAAAUAUUUUUAAAAACUAUGAAAUAAUUAAAACCCAACUUCCAGUUUCAUGAAAUACACUUUUACACACUUUAUUUCAGGUUCCAAAGAAAAUAACAUGCACAAAUGAAUUGAGCGCUGAAUAGAGCGCAACAGCCGGCAUUGGGCUGACAUGUUUAAAAGAUGGUGGCACAAAUAAAAUAUGAUAAUUAGCCAACCUAUGAUAAUUGAAAAUUAUAAAUAAUCAAGCAAUGAAAGGGAAAAUUUUAUCAUUUUUUAAAACAUUUUUCAAAAAUGUUAAAAAAAACAAUUUUUUUGAUGAUUUUUUCGCUUUUUCAUAAAAUUUUUUUUUCCAAUUUCUUUAAAUUUUACAUUUUCUUGAAACGCACUUUUACAAAAUGCUAUAAAUUUGUGUGGUUUCCCUUUUUUCCCCAAUUAAAUUUUCAUGUUAAAUUGCUUAUUUUUCUAUAUUUCUGUAAGUAGUUGAUAAAACACAUUCUCCCCAACCGUCUUUGCACUACUUUUUUUUUUUAACUCAGCCGCCAUCUUGGUUGACAUGGACCGUGACCUUCUCACUGAUUUUUAUUUUAAUUUUCUUUUUUUUUUUUUUUUUUUUUAGUUGUUUUUUAAACUCUUUCUCCCCCACCGUUUUUGUUCUUUUUUUUUUUUUUUUUUAACUCAGCCGCCAUCUUGGUUGACAUGGACCGUGACCUUCUCACUGAUCGUGUCAACAAAGAUGGCGGGCGCCAUGAUGGGAAACCCCGGGGCGAUGACUAUGCAUUUACCAUUUGUUGAAGUACAUGUGUGCAAAAUUUCAUUUAGAUAGCUCAUGAAACAUUUUCACAAUACUCCUCAACGUUGACCUCAUUAUGCAAAGGUUGCACAGGCCGUUUUGGCCCCUUUUAAAUGGCGGAAAACGCCGAUACUUCUUUUUGAAUGGCGGAAAACGCAGAUACUUAGCUUAGGAGAUAUUCAUUAUUACCUCUAUAUACAUCAAAAUAUUUUGAUAACUUGUGUUUCAGAAUGCAUUUUGAAGACAUUUAAACUAGAAUUUUUAAAUUUGAGCUUUAAAAACCCUGUAGAGUCCAUAUUAUUAACAAUCAGAAUUGACCGUGUGCUAAAAGUCAUGGGGAAACCAUUCACAGCCAUUUGCAUAAUGCUAUGCCAUAGUACUACCUCAAGUUUCAUUCAUAAGAGUUUGCCGUGUGCAAAAACUAUUAACACCAUUGGUCAGGGAAAGCUUUAGUUAGUUAGUCAUGUGCCAAAGUUGAAAGUUCAAAAUAAGUAGAUCCCUAACAAAACAUUUUAAGGGGUGGCUGGGGGGCGUUGCCUUAUAUAGACUCUAUAGCAUAUACCGGUAAAUGGACGCUGAAGAUUUGGUAAACAGAAAAGCCAUAUAGUAAUACAUUAUUUUAAAUUUAUUGUUAUACAUAAGGGGUAGUGCAUAGUUAGAUAAACUAUAAUUUAUAUAUAAUUUUAUAACAUUAUUAAAUUAUUUGUUAAUACAGCAUUAGUUCUGAAAAUAAAAGUCGCAUAAAAUUAUCAUUAAAACAAGAGUUAUAUAGCUCGUGACGUGAACAGCGGAAUCAGGUCACAGAAUGUGGAGAUGCAGUCCAUGUUAAAAAAGGACAAACGAAGUCGUACUUUAAAAAUUCAUAACUUUAAAACUACAAUAGCUCUAAAAAUAUGAUUUGGCUAAUCCUAAUUACGAUUGACGCGACUUAUUUUCCAGGGAGUGACUUCCCUUUGUUUAUUUUUACUAAAUUAUUUUAGGGAUUGAUUUAGGGUUCAGGUUAGGCAUGGGGUUCGAUUUAGAGUUCAGGUUAGGCAUUGGGAUUGAUUUAGGGUUUCAGGUUAGGCAUAGGGAUCGAUUUAGGGUUCAGGUUAGGCAUAGGGAUAGAUGACUUCACGUGACGUGUUAACCAAGAUGGCGGCCAUUGAGAAAAUAGUGGCAAUCGUAAUCAAAAUUUACCUAUUCUUUAAAAAUUAGCUCUAUGCAACUAUGCCAUUGGUUUAUUUUUACAAAAAGUUUUAAUUUUCUAAUCAAAGUACCUAUAAUAAGGCAAGGGAUAAGUUUAGGGUUCAGGUUAGGCUUAGGGAUACAUUUUUAGGGUUCAGGUUAGGUUUAGGGAUACAUUUAAGACAUAAAACAUAAGUUCACAUGUCACGGUAACCAAGAUGGCGGCCACGGUGCUAUCUCUCCAAAUUUACCUUUCUUUUAAAACUGGCAUAUUCAUUUCAAAACAUGUACCAUAUUUUCCGGCGUAUAAGACGACUGGCCGUAUAAGACGACCUCCUACUUUUCCUGUUAAAAUCUAGGGUUUGGGCUGUACACCAGCUCAUAAGGCGACUCCCGGCGUAUAAGACGACCUCCGACUUUUGUAAAGAUUUUCAUGGGUUAAAAGUUCGUCUUAUACGCCGGAAAAUACGGUAUAAUAGAAAUUAUCCAAGGCAAAAUUUAUAAAUAGAAAAACUAAAACAAUUUCAAAAUUUAAAAAAAAUUAAACAAUUUGGAUCAAAAAAAAUUUUUUGCUGCCCUGAACCACAACUGAGUGUUCGUAUAUUCCAUUUCUGAUUUGGUUUAUAUAAUGGGAAGCGUUAUCUGCACAGCUCUGCGAAUAAUUCCGAGCGUUAUCAUCAGAACAAAAUCUUCGAAUAAUGCAGGGUGUUAUCGGCAGACAGAAAUUUCGCAUAGUUAAGCAAAUUUCUAGAACUAAUUAGGAUCAUAAUCGGGGGGGGUGGGGGAUUUGGGGGUUGGAGUGUUAAGUAGUGUAUGAGAUAUGGAUCUUCAAUGAGCAUGGCACAAACACAUUUUUAAACCGAAGCUAUGCACAAAUUAAAUAAAACUUGUUAAUAGGCUUAGCUAUAGCCUAUAUAAUGGAUGUAGGGCAAUUAAUUGUGCCUACAUCUGCUGUGUUAGGGGCAUUCAUAGGUUUCAACCUAUAGUCUAUAGCCUAGAGAAUGUUACUAAUAUACCCAGUCGAUCCUCCUAGACAUAACUCUAAUUUUCUAGUAUUUCAUGUUAAAUAUUAUAGUAAUAAAAAUAUGUAGCUAAGUGAGACUGGUUCCAUGGCUCUGAAGUUUCCCUUGCCUUUAUAAGGGAGUGGGGAGUCAGUUGCAUGUUUCAAUUCUUCAUGUAGACUUACAAUUAUCCAUUUUAGAGAGGUCUUAAAUGAUGCCCUAUGUGAUGGGUACCAUUUAGUUUUUUAAAGCACUAUGAUAUUUCACCUAGUCCAGAAAUUUUCUGUCAAAUAGUUGCAAGGCCAUGCCAUGCUAGUGUUAUGAUGCAGAGAGGUGGCUGCAUCAGGUGGCCUGGGGAGGGGCAGUGGCAUAUAGGCCCUACAUUGAAAUAUAAUAUAAUUUAAAUGGCAGCGCGUUCAACUAGCCAACCGGGGUCUCAGAAUCUAAUCCUGGUGAAGGCUAGGAUUUUUCCUGCUUCUUGAGGGUGUCCCUGAGUCUACCCAACUCUGGUGGGUUCCCGGCAUUAGAUGGGGAAAGUAAAGGUGGCUGACAUUGUGCUGGCCACACACUCAGUAUGUCAUAGCCACAGAAACUGGUGAAUGCUGCUUCAAUUGCCCCAUGGGUAGCCAACAUGAUCUGAAAGGGAACUUUAUUCCUGAGACUCGCAUCCUACGACUAUACUGCAGGGUUACAAAUAAUUUGUUUAUGCCAUUUUAUAUUUAGAGCCAUAGUUACAACAGUAGCAGUAUGGCUUUUAGUAUUUAGACUAGGGUACCCAAUUCAUGAACUGGAAAAAAACGGGUUUUGGGGGGGGGGAUCACCUCCAGUUAAAGAGGGUUCCGGGGGCCUCUGCCGAAAACUGUUUAUUGAAAUAUGCUCAUUUGAACUAUUUUGAGACCCAGAAAUCUUGUUAAAUUUACUGUCACUUUUGUAAUUUAAUUUAAACUCUGAUGCAUAUAAACGAAAACUAUAAUUUUGCAGUGAAUACUUAUUUAUUUAUACAUAUAAGAUCUAUGGCAGUGGCAGGGACACUGUCAUUUAUGCAGAAGAGUGGUGGAGGGGGAACAAAGAAGCCAUCGCGCGAGCCCACUUCACUACUGGCACUGGCUACACAGCUAGCCAAAAUAUUACUUGAAGUUAUAUUAUAAAUUAUGAAAGUUUAGGGAUUUGAAAAUGUGUUUGGUUUUAGAAAUGGGACAUUUAGGCGUCUGAGAGACUUUUUCUGGACACUUGGUACAAUCGUGACCCAUAGUUACAACAGUAGCAGUAGGGCUUUUUAUAUUUAGACCCAUAGUUACAAGAGUAGUAGUGGGGCUUUUUAUAUUUAGACCCAUAGUUACAAGAAUAUCAGUAGGGCAUUUUAUAUUUAGACCCAGAGUUACAAGAAUAUCAGUAGGGCAUUUUAUAUUUAGACCCAUAGUUACAAGAAUAGCAGUAGGGCUUUUUAUAUUUAGACCCAUAGUUACUAAGUAGCAGUAGUUCUUUUUGUUUCAAUUUAUCGACAGCCUCUCACAUAUAUUUUUUAAAAGUGGAGCACGGGAAGGAUGAUGUGCAACAAACUAUUCAUAAUUAAUCAUAGUCAUACAGCUACAAUUUGGGUUACUUGGAGUAAGAUGAGUCCCAAGUUAGUCUUUUGGUCUUGGUUUAGGCCAUUUAACCAGGUGUUAUUUUGAGGUAUGUUAUUAACAGCAAAUCCAGUAAGGGAGAAGGACAUCAGGACCUUUCCCUAGAACCAAAUGAAAGAGUGAUGCCUUUUUCUGAUGAUAAACAUGCAUAUUUUUUGGUUGCGCUUUUUAAAAAAAAAAAGCGCAACCAAAAAAAUGCUUUCCUGGAUUGCCUAUUAAGAACAUAUUUAAAAAACAAUUCCCAUGUUUACAACGGCGAUUGCCUUAGUUAUUCUUGCCUAUGCUCAAGGCUCAAUGACUUAAUCUUUCUAGGUGGCAUUAAGAGGUUAUUUCCCACAUCCAGGAAAGGAGUCAUUGUUUGGGAUUCAGGGAAACUAAGUACUGUUUCUUCACUUGUCUAUUAUUUACUUUUACUCCCUUUAACUUUAACCCAACUAGUAGCUGUAUAAUCAUAAUUAUGUAAUAUGGUAGUUGGUAGUAUAAUAAAUUAUCCAUAACUCAUUCUUAAUACCCUUUUAGAAAGCACAAUAUAUAAUCAUAUCAAUAAAUAAUCAUCAUUUUUCUGUCGUCGCUGUGAAUGAAUUGGUUAUGUCGUAGACAUAGUGGUAAAAAGCAUUUGAUGUGGCAGUUGUCUUUUAAAUUUAACAAUUAGUUAUUUACUUAAAAUUAUAAUUUAUUGCAUAAUUAAAACUGCUUAAUUUUUUUUGAUGAAACGUGCAGUGUGGAAAGAAAUUUGAAUUUUAAAAAUAUUUUCUUUACAUACAGGUCACUAGCUAUGUCUAAAUCUGUUGAAAAUGACAAUUGCAAGCAUACAGAAGAAAUGGAAAUAGCUGUUGCAGAUACAAGGGAUGCUUUGAACCUGGUGACACCUGCUAUUGUUGAAAGUUCUCAAACUUCUGUAGGUCAACAUUUGACCUCAGGAAAUGAUAAAAAUCAUACCCAUAAAAUUCAGACAACUUCACUUGAACUGUUGUCCCAAUCUCCAGUAUUGUCGAGUACUAGUGCUGCUACAAGUUCAUUUGUUGGUUUAAGCAUUCGCUCCAUGAAUCCAGUUGUGAUGUUGACAAGAUUAGAAAGUCGCCUGACAUCCUCAGGAACAUGUGAUGUUACUAAAGACAUUAAGUUCAGAAAAAUCUUUAGUGCUAGCUCUAUUAGAAAAACCAUGUCUAAAUCUGAACUGAAGAAAAAAACUUGGUAUGAUGAAGAUGAAUCUAUCUCUGACAUUUCUGUGUCAGAUAUAUCUCUAUCCGACAGUGAAGAAUUUUUGAAACCAGAGAAAGACAAAACUGACAAAAAAGCCAAUGAAAAGACAAAAGUAAAACAUGAUGUGAAGACUAAUAUCAGCAAAGAUAAAUAUGUUAAAUUGGAAAAUGAGAUCAAACAAGAGGAUUACUCUUCGGGGAGAUACAAUUAUAAAAGAUCAGGGGAAAAGAAAGACAUUUCUAAAGAAAAAGAUUCAAACACAAAACAAGUUAAAAAAGAACACACUACAGAUUAUGAGGAUAAUAACUCGGCCGUUGUAAACGAUGAGAGCAAUAGAGUUAAAAAGGUUUUAUUAACUGUCAAAGAAAACAAAUUGUCUUGUUCAGACAAAAAAGAUCACCCAAAAGCAGAUUCUUCUUCUGUAAGCAAAGCUCGACAUCAUCACAACUCUAAUGGAAAGAUCGAAACAGAUUCAGCUAAUGCUGCCCAUGACAAAGCGGAUGAUGAAAAAAGUCACAAACUCCAAGAUAAGAAUAAACGUCGACAUUCAUCAGAUUCUUUAAGGUCAGAAAGAGGCAAAAUUAAAAGGCCUAAACUGGAUCGGCCUGAACAAGUUGUGCAGCCGCACCAAGUUAAAGACAUUAACAAAAAAGAAAAUCCAAGACCAAGCAGUAAGACAUUAAUUUAUUUUUAUUUCUAAAAUUAUGUGAUUUUUUAAUAUUUUUUUUUCCGUCUGGAGCUACUGGAUAAUUAAAAUUUGUAUUUGAACUCUUAGAUCUUUAAUAUUUCUUAUCUGACAUAUAUAAUACAUAAAUGUCCUAGAACUGUUCGUCGCAAGAAGAAAAACUGUAAAUGUUGGUGCUUUUCUGUGAAUUACUUGAAUUAUGAUCUUAUAUUCCAGAACAAAGAUAUGAACUUCACUUGAGUAAUAUCAACAAGUCUGAUAUUGCUAAUGAAGCUUUCAGGAAAUUUAUCAACUUGGCAAGUGAUUGUGCUGUAUAUUUUACCAAAAGUGGGAAAUCACCUAACCCAUUAACAUUAAUUGGGUAAGUACCUUGACUCUUGUAUAAUUACUAUAUAAACAAUGUGGAAUAGUCUCAGUUUUAAAAAAACAACUAAAUUUUAACCCUUGAAACCAGUCUUCAAAGAACUUUAUCUUCCAUGUCUUUAGAUAAAUGUUUCUAACAUCUUUCCAUAACUCAUACUUUCAUUCUACAUGAAAUAGUACAUAACUUUAAGGCUUAUGGAAUUAUGAAAGCUGGACUAAGUUGUUAGAUGGUAUAUGAGAUACUUGCCAUAGAGAAAGUUUUACUUUUGGUGAGACCUUAUACCCAUUUCCACCCUUAAGCGUAAAAACAUUGGAACCAUCAGAUACUCCAAAUAGCACAAUAAGUUUAUAUUAUUUUAAAAUUGAGAUAAUUUUUGUUGCAAAAUAAAAUAAAUUAUGUGAAAGUUGUGUGCCAUGAUUUGAUGGAAGGCUGAUAAUUUUUUGACAAAAUUACUGCUUAUUUUUGCAUAAAAACUGCCUGUUUUUGUACAAGAUCAAUAUUUUUUCCUAGAUCUGUUGUCUUAUAUUUUGAAAAUGCAUCAAGUCUUCAAUCUGCCCUACAAAGAAUGAGUCAGCUCCCAGUACUUUCAGGCAACCAGUGGGUUGAAGGGAUGAUAAAAUGUUUUGAAAUCAGACCAUCAACAAAGAAAGGUGAAUUGAAAGACAGAUGGAGAAAAUCAUUAACAGGUUUGUAAGAAUAUUUUUUAUGAACAAUGCAUCAAAUAUAUUUUGAAUAAAUUUAUUGUCAAGUCCUCAGAUAUUUAUUUAAGUCAAAAGAUGAAACAAAUUUUAUUAGGAUAAAAAUCCUUAAUUUUUUUUUCUUACUACUUCUUCUUGGUCCAGCUUAUGUAUCCAAAAAUGAGACCUUGAUAUCAGAUCGCACAGAUGAGAUUAAUAGGUUGAUAAUAGAUACAUCAGCUGAUUCCAAUUAAUCAAAUGGCAGUUUGUGUUACCAGUAGUUAUCAAAAAUGAUUCCACUUUAAAGAUGUAAUGGUUAUAAUAGCUAAGUCCCUAAAACAUUAUAAUUACAUUUUUAUAGUAUUUUUAAAAAUAUUUUUUUUUCUAGAAAUGUUGGGGAAAAAAUUAAUAGUUUUUUUAAAUUUAGAAUUAAACAUCAACAUUUUAUAGAUAUGAUUUUUUAUGCAAAAUUAUGGGGUAACGCUUAGGUACACCAGUAAUGGGACAAGGAUUGUUUGAAUUCCACUUUAAAAUGUAAUGUUAUUUUUAAUUUAAAAAGAAAGAAAGAAAAUAUAAAACAUGCAGAGUCAUUGUUAUUUAAAUUUUUGUUAAGUAUAAAAAUGAAUGAAAUUUAAUAAUCUUGAUUUAAAAAUAUGGUUAUUUAGAGAAUAAUCUUUGAAUUAAAAUAUCUGAAAUUGACUAUCGAUGCAUUUUCAAAAGUUCCAGAGUACCAGUAUUGCUUUUAAUGUCUGUUUCAGAUACAACUUUAUAUGAUUAUCAGUAUGACUUCCUAAAUUAAUUUCAAUAGAUUCUACAUCAAUCUUUUUUAUUGUUUCAUCAUUUAAACAUGCUAGUCAAGUGAACUUCACUUGAGCUUGGAGUGCCCCUACUGAACUUUGAACUCUAACUUUUUCAUGAAAGAAGAUAGAAAUAAUACAAUUAACCCUUUGCAUGUCCUCAACGGGCACCACUUUUCCGUUUUUUAGUAAAAUUUAGGGUUAUGUUACAAAAAAAGUCAAAUCUAAGGUUUUAGUCAACAAAUUUGUGUGAAAUAAAAAGCAAAAUAAAGGAAAAUGAAUGCAGAUUUAUAAUUGUACUCACAUUUUGCCAUUAAUCCUUAUAUGAACAAAAAUAUUUGCAAAAACAACAUAUUGUUUGUGAUUGUGAGUCAUCUAUUUACUAUUAACAAACACUGCCACAAAAUCGAAGUUUGUAAAAUUCAACACUGCUUACUACGCUGAUUUCACUAAUAUUACUAAUAAUAUAAACAUCUAGUUCCAAUUUACAGUCAAUUAGUGCACUUAAAUGUCACUUUAUUUGAAUCCAGCGAAAUCUCCGCUAUCACUUGAAUAAUCGGCAAAAUCCAUUUAGAAAUUUUUUUUUUUUAAACCCACUAAAACUAAAAAAAAUCGAUUAAAUACUUGUAACUAGCGCCUACUCUAUUUAGCUAUCGGAAAAACCAGAUGUAAACAAUAGGAAGUCUUGGAAAGCCUCGGAGGUCACAAGAAAACAACACUAAGUCGUCACGGACGCUUUUGGGCGUUUUGCCCUUUAAGUGGUAAAGACGUUUUCGGCCGCUCUGCCCCGUAAAGGGUUAAAAAAUUUAAAAGGGGGCCACAUUCUCCUGAAAGUAGCAGUAAAUUUUAGCAGACAAAUUUUUCAUAGUUUGUUGCUAGGUGUACCAUAACAUAACUAAACACCAUACAUGUGACAUGGUGCUUUUUUGAAUAUUAAGGAAGUAGGGAGGGUGAAAAGGGGCACAAUAGGCAGUAGGCGCUUAAAACUGACAAAAAAUACAAUCUGUGCCUUAAAACCUUACAUCUUUUUUUCAACAACUCACAUUUUUCACUAAUCUAUUAAAGAAAGUGCCUUGUAUAUUUCUAUGAUUCUUGUAAUUGGUGGUAAAGUAAAGAAAGGCAAAAAAACGUGAUCACGUCACUCCCAUACUUCACUCCCUUCAUUGGUUCCCUAUACAGGCACGCAUUGGCUACAAGUUGUCUGUUCUCUGUCACAACCUUUUCUCGGAUUCCUGUCCUUCCUAUCUAAGCGAACUUCUUUCUGUCUAUUCACCCCUUCGACAUCUUCGCUCCUCCGCAGACACAUGUAUUCUGUCCAUUCCCAAGACAAACACUAAAACAUAUGGUGAACGAUCUUUCUCUUUCUGCGCCCCCAAACAAUGGAAUUCUUUGCCACUACACAUCCGCAAUAUAAUAAACCACCCAGGCCUUCAAAACUGCACUCAAAACACAUCUCUUUAAACUAAACUACCCUGAGUGAUUCCCCUCCUCUGACCGAUAAAUGAUCUUGUUGGCUGCCGUCCUGGUUUGCCUUGUAAAAGUCAUGGGUUCAUGCUGUUCUUUAUUUCAUAAUUGCAUUUGAUUUUAAUGUCAUGAUUAUGUCUCUUUUGAUAAUAUUUUUAUGUACAGCGCGGUGAGCCCAGCUCUAGGCUGGGAUACCGCGCCAUAAAAGACCACUAAUUAUUAUUAUUAAAUACAACAAAAAUUUGCCUAAAACAUCAAAAGACAUUUAAAAAAAAUGAAAUCAAAUUAAAAGCUUGGGCUUGAAUAGGUGGUUUUAAAUUUUUAUGCUUUCAUGGUUUAUGUGAACAAGAGUUAAAGUUUUGUGUCAACUCUAUGCAAUAAUGAAACCAUUUUGUAAAAUCUCAGUUCUCAGAUAUUCUUUCCAGCUUGUCCUUUCAUGUGUGGACCCAUCAUCAUGUGGUCUUUCUGUUACCCUGUGGAAUUAAUGACAAAGAAUGUCUAGUUAAAGUUGCUUUUUUUCCCCCAGUGUAUUGCCAAUUCAUCUCUGUUUCCUUCUCUGUAUUUUCUGCCUCACAGAUCACUUUCUGAUCUUUCCCUUAUUAUAUCAUCUGUGAUCUUUUUUAACAUCUGUUCUAAAAACCUGUAAUCUCUUGGUAUUAGGUUGGCUAUUUAUACAUGUUUCAUGCACAAAGUGAAAAAUUAACUUGACUUUUGAAUUGUAUCCCUUUUAGCUCUGUUUUUAUCAUUAAUUUUAUUGCUUUUUUAGAGUUUCUGUAUUCUGGUUCUAAGUUCUUGGCUGUGUUAAGUAUGGUUUUCUCCCCAUAUAUAUAUUUAAUCUGAUCAGCUUGGCUUUCUGAUUGAGUUUUAAUUUUUUCAGCCUGCAAACAGGAGGUUCAAAAGUGUGAGUAGUACAAGGGUUAUCCCAAUAUAAAAUUAUAAAAUCAUUAUUUAAAUGAAUUAUCUUCCAGGUAAACUGACUUUUGAGUUCAGUACAGAAAAGGCAGAGAAAUUACGUCAGCUUUAUGCCUAUAAAGGUGAGUAAACAUUGAAAGUGAAAGUGUUUCAUUCAAGUGAUGGAGUUAUAUUUUUAAUUUUAAAAAUGCUGACAGUUUCAGUUAUAAAAUCAGUAUUGUGCAUCAGUAUUUUUAUUUUUCCAGCUUAACUAUGUACAUCUUUGCAUUCUUUUGAAAGUAAGGAAAAUAACCCUGACUGGGCCAUAUAAACAGAUAUGAAUUAUUAUCUUGUAAUACUGUGAAGCUUACAUCUGAAUUUAAGUUAAUGUGUGUUUAAGAUUUAUAGCCUUUGCUGAAACACUACUCAAAAUAUUUUAAAGCUAUUUGGCCCUUUAAUAUUAUUUACUCUGUUGGAUUAAAAUAUAAAAAGUAUUAAAGGAAAUGUGUUUCUAUAAAAUUUAUAUAUUAAUAUUAACCUAUUAAUACUUAAAUUUAUUGUCAAAUUGUAAAUACGCCAUAAUAAAAUUCUCUUUCAAACAAUCUAAACCUCCCUAUCACCUGCAAAAAUUUUCUCAUUGGUAACAUGAAUGUAGAAAAAGGCAGAACAAAAAAGGUGUCUUAUUGUAAUUGUAGUAGUGUUGAAAUUCUUCAAAUCAGCUGAUACAAAUAAAUAUUUCCUCUAAAUAAUCUUGGCACUACUUUCUCAAUCAUUUUUAUUUACUGUGUUAUUUAAAAAGUAAUCAUUACCCAUGGGCUUUACAAAAUUAAAAUAAUUCAGGAGCUAUUAUUUUUUGUUGUUGCAAAUGCUGUUAUAAAACUCAGGUAACUUGGGGACUGGGAUAUCUGAAUUAGACUUCCCUGAUUGUACCAAGUCCUUGAGAUAUGAUCUUUUCAUUGUUGAUAUUCUUUACAUCUUUUAUAUUUUUUGCACAACAAACUGUUUAUUAAUGAUGUCAGUAAUUAAGCCAUGCUUUAAAACAUACUCCUUUCUGAUAACCAUACUUUCUUUCUAGCCUUGGAAUCAUAGGCAGUUACCAAAUACAAAAAUUCUAGGAUGGUACCGGUAUCAGUUCUUUAAAAAACCUAAGCUUGUUUUAUUCUGACUGUUCAAAUCUGUUUUAAAAUAACUAAUUUAUGGCAUUACAUUAAAGAAUUCUCCUGGGGAUAUCACUGACCUGUCUUAUCAAAACGUAAAAUAUUUGAAUGUUAAUAGCUCAUCCUCUCAUAAUUUAUUUCAUCAUUUGAUAAAUUCAGAUGACAUACAGAGGGUUGAGCUUCAAAAUCAGUGAUGUUACAUUAUUUUUAAACUUAGUAAUAUAACGAGAGAAAGGAGCAUUCAUGACACAACAUAUGGAAUCCUUUAAAGUUAUUUUUUCUAUUGAAGAAUACAGUUGCAUUUUCUGGGCAUUCUCUUGAAAGCAUUUGGAAAAUUUAAACUCAACACGAGUGUUCCAGUAGUCUUAGUUGUUUCAUCAACUAUCUUGUUCUGUGGACCGUUCAUAAUUUGUUAUGGAUCACCAUUAUGUUGCAGAUUAUUUGUCCUGGCCUCAGCAGGCAAAGAAGAGAUUUAUUUUACUCGGUAAACGAUACACAUCCAUUGGCACAAACCUUAAAAUAUCUUUGCAUGAAGUUCAGUAACAAGUGCUUAUUGCAGAAAUGCUGACAACAAAGCUCUUUCUUGCUUCACUAGUUGCAGUUGUACACUUCAUGUCAAACAGUCUAUUCCAUUUUUCUGUUUUUGAUUGAUGACAUGGUGCAAGUACAGCAUGCCUGUUUCCGCCUGGGGCUUAUUUCAAGUGUGAAGGCUUCAUUCCACCCAUGUUCCACAAGUGAUAAUGGGUUAAAAUGACAUGCCUUGUUAUUCAAAAGGAUCUAUUUCUUGGAAUCAUAUCCAUCAACCUCAUGGUGCUUCAAGUGCAGAGUGCCAAAUUUCUUCAACCUCUGUGUUGUUAAAAUUUUUAAUUUUGUUAAUAUGGGCAUGCCAUAUCAUAUCUGCACCAGUCUCAUUCAUCUAAUUUUAUUUUUACUUAGUUAUCAUGACUGCUACUUCAUAUUAAGAAUAUCAUCACACAUUAAAUUUUUCACCUUGUCUUCAUAAACCUUUGUCUUGUCAAGCUCAUUUAGAGUGCUCAUAUCUUAUUUGAUUUGAAACUCAUUUCAGGGGCAAAGGAGCACCCCAUUUUUCUGGUUAUCAACCAUUACAUCCCUGAUUGAAGUUGUUGGGUUACUUUUCAUCAAUAUGUACUUGAAUGAAGUCAUUACAUCUAACAAAGUUUGGAUGUAGUAGUCAUUUCUUGUGCUGCCUUCAUUUGUUUCAAGUUGGUUGAAUCAGCCUAUGAUCUACAUUGUAUAGUUUAAUAAUUAUCAAAAAAUGGAUGAAAAGGUCAUUUUCUUAUACUUUCUGAUUUGGGAACUGAAGACUUUAAUUCCUGGUUAUUUAAAAUUCCACUUGGUCUGGAAGUUGAUUUUCAAUCUUUCCUUCCUUUUUUUCCUGAUCAUUUCUCUGUAAUUUUCUAGUAGUGUUGAAAUUCUUCAAAUCAGCUACUGGAUUAUUCUGUGCAAGGCUUGUUUAUAAGACUGAGUCACUUAAUAUAUAGUUGAAACGUUCUAUAGUUUUCAAGUUGAAGAACAAUUUUGACUCAGUUAGUAUACAAAAUGAAAGGUAGCUCUUGUUUUAAUGGAAGAGUUUUUAAAGUCUUGACAGAUUGUGCAAAUUUCUUGACCCCAAAAGUAUUUGACUUGGAAAUCUGGAUCACUUAAAUCCAGUUUAAGAAAAUGAAUGGUAUUCGAUUUUUUUCCAGACAAAAAAAGAGAGGGCACAAAGAGAAAAAGUGCUCAGAUCCACAGGAUUCCAUCAACUAUGAAUCAUGAGAUGUUGACGGUACUGUUUCCAUUUUCCCUCAAUGUUCAAAUUUCUGAGAUGGCCACACUACUAAAGGGAGUUGAAGGGUAAGUUGGGAAAACAAAGAAAUAUGACAAAAAUGUGCCUAAACCAUCAAAAGACAUUUAAAAAAAAUUGUGAAAUCAAUUUAAAAGCUUGGACUUGAAUAGUUGGUAUGAAAUUUUUAUGCUUUCAUGGUCUAUGUGAGCAAGAACCUGUGAGCUGGAAACAUUCAAUGAACAAAUAAUUUCUGAGGACAUCAUUGCAGAUCUUCGAUUAUCUCACAUUUUUUGGACUUCUUGUUACUCUUAUUCUACAAGGUGAUUGAAAGUCCCGUUCUGUUUAUAAUACUAUACAGAAAACUGUUUUCAGUAUUGUCCGGUUGCACUGCUGCUUUUCAUUUUUUAAAUUUACCUUUAAUGUUCAAUUAGUCAAUUCAAGGUUAUCAUGUCAAGAUCUCAUACUCUGACUAUGUCUGUAUUUGAACGUAAGCAUCCAUUAGCACUCUAAUGGAAAAAAACAAACAAAAUGAAUGCACUGCAUGCAGCUAAGCAACAUUCUUCCCACAAGUGUUGCUAUGAAAAACAUCCUUUGUUCACAUUGUAAAAAUAUGUACGCUGUUUAUGAACUUGUCAUAUACAGGACCACUGUAAUCAGACUUCACAAAUACAUUUUAAGUACUUAACAGACAUGCAGUAAAACUUAUCUAUUGUGGAAUAAUCAGCAUGAAGAGUAUAAAAAGUAAAGAUGAGAAACUCUGCAGUGUUACAGCUCUUGGUAAUAGAGAAACACUUAUCCUGAAUACUGAUGUAAACCUGUGUAUCAUGAAAGUACCUGCCCUAGAGGCAAAUUUAGUUUUCAUAUAUACAUAUUCAUUAUCAACUUCCCAGCCAAGACCUUGGUUUUGAAUAGCAGUAAUAAAUGGAAUGCUUAUUCUGAGGGUCAUAAAUAAGGAUUCAGUUUUAUCACCUGAAUUGAUAUUCUUUAAAACGUCCUCAUUUCCUUUUUUAAAAAAAUUUCUGUCACUGGAAAACUUAAUCAACUUUCAUUUCUUUAGAACAUAUUCACAGAAUCAAUCUUUGCCCAAACUUUGUGGAAUCAAAGAAUACCAAUUAUAUGUCCCACCAUUUCUUGUGAUAUUCCUAUAAUGAGAGCUAUUUCUUUUUGUAGAUGCUUUCUAGUCAGUGGUUGAAGUGGAAUGUGCUUGCCCCACUUCUCUCUCUUUCAACCACUUUAAACAGCAUCUCACUGUACUCUCGUUAACAAGCUGAUCAUCAUAAAUGACUUCCAUUCUACAUUUAUUGGGGAAUUUCAUUAGGAAGAACUACUUUCCACUUAAAAUUUUUUUUUUAUUUGACAAUGGUGUAGACUUCGCAGGACGAAAUCACAAGACCUGGGAUUUUUUCUUUAGGACUAUAAACUGUUUCCCUAGACAGCAAAUCGCCUCUCUCUACGCACCUGGAUAACCCAAGGGAACACCAUAUAAGGAUGAUACAGCUUGGCACCAGUUGCGUCACAGGAGGUGUCGGAAUUUUUCAUUGUAUUAAUGAAUCUGCUUACGGGAUUCCUCCGGAUUUUAAUUCGGGGUUUCCUUCUCUUAGAGGAGUUGCCAUUCAAGGUUAAUGGUUCCCAUCCACCUGGUGUGCUCAUCCUUGUUGCUUUUGCUUGACUUUGUCUUUGGUGGGGAUUGAACUCCUGACCACAAGCUUGGAAUUUACUCAGCAAUAGCACACUGUUUGAACCAAGCGUCUGAACACUCCUCCAUUUUGAUAUGCACUGGGUGAGAACUGUAAGCAUCUGUGUUCGAGGUCUAGCUUUACACAAAUGCAGAGUGGCUUAAAAAGGAAAACUUUCUUUGUGCCAGGCUUUCUAAGUCUCAUAAUCAUAUCACAGGACCGUGUUUUGCUUGAGAACUACUAAAGAAUAAGAUCUGAAAUUAUUCAAAAGAACCUGACAAGGAAUCACCUAGAAAUCAAAAGAGCAAGUACUAAGUAUAUCAGGAACUGAAGUUUUUUUUGUUUUUGCAGUUGAAAUGGUUUAAAAAAAUUCAAACUCGUUUUUCAUUAAAAAAAACAACAUAAAGGAACAUCUUGCUAUUGCAUGGAUUUACUUUGCCGGUGCCUAUUAUAGACAUGGCAUUUAUUGUGUAUGUGUUUUAUCCACAAAUGAUUGAAUUUAUCAAAGUAUUUGUGGAUAAUACCCAAUACAUAAACAUUUUGUUCAUAUUUUUUUCAUCAAAAUGUUGGUUCACAGUACAAGUCUGAAAACUUUUUAAAAACAAAGUCAUCAAAAAAAUUUGUGAAAUCAGUCAUCAUAUUCCUUCAAUGAAAAAUAGGAAAAACUGAUUUUUGUGGGGUGGGUCUGAAAAUUUGGUUGAUUGUGUUGACAUUGGCAACAAGUCUAUGUGCCUAGUUUCAGCUUCAUAGGUUCAUGGGAAGUGGGUCAAUUAGCUGUCCAAAGAUUUUGCCAGCCAAACAACCAUGAACAAAAGCAAAGUUAAUAUAAAGGAUUUUUAAAAAACACAUUUUUGCAGAAUAAGAAAACUUAAAUACAUUUUUUUUCUUCUCUAUGCCCUGCCUUACAAUUGAUGAGAAAAGUUUUUCUUGCUUGAGGUCAGCAUCAACCUGCUUUUGCAAAAUAUUAGCAGGAGCAUUUGUUGUGAUAUUACCUUCACAAACGAGCAGAGGUUGCAACAAAGGAGCAGAAACACUGAAUUAUGUUUCAUGGCUCCUCCUCAUCAUUUGAUCAGGUCAACUUUGAAACUUUUGUGAUCAAUGUUUUGUUUCUCACCUUUUUUUAUAGGCCAGUUUCUAUCGAGUUUGAAAGUCAAGAAUGGAUGGAAGCUGUUUUGACAUGUUUCAGACAGUUUACCUACCGCUCUUCAACAAAUGACAAGUGGCCAUUCUAUUUAAAAAUUUUAAACUUCUCACCCCCUAAGCCGGACAAAUUUGGUAAGUAAUAGACAAAGCAUUAACUUUAUUUAAUAUAGGCCAACCUAACAAAGAUGGCAUGCCCCCAGAGAAGUUGAUUGUCAUUUAAAAUGAUUUAUUUUCUGUGAACCCAGUUGAAAAAGUACGAGAUUUUCUAAUGGAGCUAGCUAAAAUGUUAAAGCAAUUUGUAAAAGUAAAAACAGCCCAACGGUACAUUGUUAUUAAAGGAAAAUCACUGUGUUAUGAACAUUCAAAACUAAUUCUGCUUUAUAAACACCUCCCCCCAACCGACAGAUUAUGGCCCUCAAUAAAUAUAACUGGAAGGGACGGUGCUUCUUGCAUCGUGACAUUUGUUUUCUGUAGACUAAUAGACAGUCCGCAACUUUCCUCAUAUAUUGAUACAAAUUUAGAAGCUUUUUUUGACACCACAAUUGUUUUAUUAAAAGAUAGAUAUGAACCUCAAAUUUCCUUACAAAUAAUACAAAAUAAGAUGUUAGGACCAAAAGAUAUACAAAUUAUUUUGUUCCCUAAUCUGUUCAAAUUUACCAGAGUGCUCCUCAGGUUGUUAGACAAUCCAUCAACCUUAAGACAAUAUUGUCAUUAAGGGAGUGAGGUAUUAUGGUACAUGAUUGAUGAUUUUUUGAGCUUGAGAAUACAUUAAAUGUCUUGCUUAUAAAUUGCUCCAGUUUAAAUGUACUUUCAAGAAUAUUAACCAUGUGCUGAAAAUGAAUAUGUAGAAUGUAAAGAAACAUUCAUUAAAAGAAUCGUAUUAACAGUGUACUAAGAAAACAAUACCAAAGCUAGUGAAGUUCACAAUAAACAAUUUAUUACCCUAACAAUUCUAAUAUAUUAACUACAAAAUAAGAAAAUAUAGAAAUAAGAAUAAGAAAAAAAAAUAAUACCAAUCAACUUAUAGCACUUGAAUAUACUGGCAAUAAAAAGUGGAAAUAGUAAUCCACACACACAUUGAAAAUAUUAACCCACACAAGAAAUAUGAAUGGUAGCAAAUAUUAAUCCACCCAAGAAAAUAUUAAUACACACAAGUAAUGAAAAUGUAAUCCACACAAAUAAUGGAUAUGGCCAAAAAUAUUAAUCCAUACAAGCGAAUAUUAAUCCACACAAAAAUAAUGGAUGUGGCCAAAAAUAUUAAUCCACACAAGAAAAUAUUAAUCCAGACAAGAAAAUAUUAAUCCACACAAAUAAGAGAAAUGUGAAAAUAUUAAUCCACACAAUUAAUGGACAUUGCCAACAAUUUUAAUCCACACAAGUAAGGGUAAUGUGAAAUAUUAGUCCACACAAAUAUUGGAUAUGGCAAAAAAUAUUAAUACACACAAGAAAAUACUAAUCCACACAAGUGAUAGAAAUGUUAAAAUAUUUAUCCAUACACACACAAUAGUAAAUAGCUCUAGCAAAAGUCUCGCUUAAGUCUGUCUAAAUCUCUGUAACCUGUCUUAUUUACAUUGAAGAAAAGAACUACUAGAAAUCUAACUGUACCUAGAAAUGCAGGUGGCAUGUGUGAGAGAACAGUCUUUAACAACAAAGGAUGUGAAAAUUAUGCAUCUUAAUUAACAUUAACAGGUCUCAUAAGCAACACUUGGCACAUAUUCUUAAUCAAGCACAUGGAGGAAAUUGUAGUGCCUAGCACUAAGUUAGUUAGUGAAAAAAUAAAACACUAGGCAGGCGAUAGACACUAGCAGCACACAGGGUGUAACAAAAAAGUUAUGACAGAUUUGAGUUAGAAUUUAUUAGAAUUGUUUUUUUUUUCAUAUGUAGUAGGGUCUUCAUAAUAUAAGUUUUCAUUUAAUGAAACCUUUGUAGAUUUUGAAGUACUAACAAUAUGAAAUAGGGAUAUAAUUAAAUGUGAAUAUUUUUAUAUUUAAUUAAUUAGAUUGGAAUUUGCAGCUAAUGGUUUCAUUCCUUUGAUCUUUUGAAUUAAGAUUAAAUAUAACUCUUGAAAUGAUCUGAAAAUAUUUUUAGUUUCACUGUCAAACAUGGAUAAAAAAUUAUAGCUGAUCAUUGAAAGACAAUGUGAUUUUAUUUGAUGUCAUUUUUAAUUAUAAUCUUUUAAUUAUCUUUUCAUAUAUAUACACCCUUAGUGCAUCAAAGUGGAAUUGCUGUUCCUGGCAAAAGUCAAUAUCCGGGCUACAAUAAAUCACAACAACAAAACCUCAAAGGUAAAGAACUCAGUUAUGAUCCAAAGACCCAGAGAGCUGAUAUGAAACCCAGAAAUCAGGGUUUGAAACGUCACCUAAUGGAUAAUCCUAAAGACAUAGAUAGGAAAGAACUUGGACAAAGGUAGGUCUUUCAAAAUCAUUUCAAUAUCCUUAUAUAAUGUUGGUAAAAUGUAAAAUUGUUAAAAAAAUAUUCCUUAAAAAAAAAAAAGCAGAGAAUAAUUUUAAUCACUGUGAAAUUAUCCCCAGGUUUGACAAGAGAUCAUUUCCAGAAGGUGGGAAAGGAAAAUCAAAAACUCAUGAAAUUAUUAAGAACACUUCUGAGUCCAGGUACGUUGAAUAGAGAUAACAAGAUAUUUUUUUUACUGAACAAAAAUACACUGAAGAUGUCUUUGUGUAAGAGUUUCCACAUUCAUUAAAACUUAAAAUGAAGGGUUAAAAUAAACCUGGAAUAAAAUAAUUGCAAUGCCUUUUGACUUCAAAACUUAACUUUGGAAAGUUAAAAUAUUGUUCUUUUCUUAAUAGAGGUUUGCAGCCGAAAAACACUUCUUGGAAUCAAAGGUCAGAUAAACAGCAGAGCCAAGUUUUAGAUCCCCAAAGAGAAGCUUUGCGACAAUUAGCUAUUUCUCGUGGAUUGGAUCCAAAUAAUCAAGAUGUUAUCAAAAUUCUUGAGGUCAGUAAAAAAAAUAUGCUGAUAUGGAAUUAAUCCCAAACAAUUUUUAAAUUAAUAAAUGAGAUGUUUAAUUUGGUAAAGAAUUACCAGGAAAAUGAUUAUUUUAAAACUAUUUCUAUAUUCGAAUUCAGCCGUUAGGUGAUGUUGGGUGAUUUUUGUUAUUUGUAGGAAGGUGCAGUGGGAACUUAAUGGGGACAAUCCCAAGAAUAAUAAGGCAAUUUAUGAGUGUUUUUCUUUUUUUACAAUGAUAGAUAUAAAAAAAAAAAUUCAAAACAUUUUGUGACAAAAAAUGUGUUUCAAUCCUCAGAUGACAACUCAGUUGGAAGCUCUUCAAGCCCUGGCUCUUAAGCAAAGAGUUGAAGCCCAUUCUUUAGGCAUUAUUAAAAUUAAUCCUAACCCCGUGAUAUCUGCAGAGCGACUCCAGGAAAUCCCACAGGUCAGGGGUUCAGAGGUCCUGAAAAGACAACAUGAGGGCAGGAAGACAGCAAUCAACCAGGCAGAAAACACUUCAAUUAAUGCUUGGCCUCAAAAAAGAUGGGAGGUUGAAAAAGAGAUCAGACAAAGACAGGAGAUGGAAAGAAAACAGCAAGAAGAAUAUAAACUUCAUCAUACUGAAUUCAUGUUGAAAGAAAAUAUUGAAGCUAAAAAAAGACAGUUGGAAGAACUGGAGAUGAGAAUGAAACACCAAAUUGAUAUUUGUAUGAGCUUGGAAAAUUCAAAUAGAAAUUACAGACAAUCUCCGACAUUGCCUCCAACUAAAUCAGGAAAUGUCAGUGAAGAACAGCCUUUCAAAAAUGCGCCACCAACACCAGGGCUUCUUGGACCAGCUCCAAGAGAAUAUGUUAAUGCAGGGCAGCACCCAGCUCUCAGUUACACUGCCGCUUCUGGUCAACCAGCUCUCAAUUACCCUGCUGCUUCAGCUAAACAUGAGCCAAGAGAGAAUCCAUUUCCUGGUCAUCACAUGCCAUUGCAAGCCGAGUUCAAACAUGCUGAUCAUAAUAGAAGCAGGUCGCUUAGGAGUUCUAGGUCACCUGAUCGUCAUUCUAGAACUUCCAGGAUGUCUUCGCCCGGCCAUAACAAAUCCCAAAGUCAGACGGAUCUAUCAAAUAGAGAUAGAAGGUAUGUGCAUGAGGGACGGCACGAGUCAAGAAUUUCUAAUGACAAACGAAAUGAUAAGCGGAAAUUGUGGACUAAAGGACCACCAGCUCAUUCCCGUAAUGGUAGGUUAAUAUUUUUUUAAUAAUUUAUUUUAAAAAUAAAACAACUGAAUGGGAGCAACUACUGUGGUUAUUUAAGAGCUCCUCACUGUGCCAAUCAUUGAUAAUACAUUUUUAACACUUUUCAAUCCAAACAUGUUAUUUUAUAUCUAAAUUUCAGAGGGGUUUUCCAUCCCAAAAAUAACUAUUUCUGGCACUUUUGCUUGUAAAAUGGAGACUUUGAAUGUGGAUUAGUAUCAAAGUAAAUAACAUAAUAUGAUCUUUUCAUGGAGAUUGUUUUGCAUUUCUAAGAAAAUUUCUGGGCUCUGGGACAGCAAAUGGUUUAAGAUAUUAUUGCUGCCACACGCAUUUGUCAAGACCCAGACUUACCACUGUGUAUACACAAAAGCCUAAGAUGAUUGAUUAUGCAUGGAUUUAGAUAAAUUUUAAAAUUAAUAUUGAAGUUUUUAAUAUUAAUAAUUUUUGUAUUUCAUUCAGAUUAUGGCAGAGAUGACAAAAAUUCUGUAGAUCCUAACAGAAAUGACCAUCCACUAGAUUUUAACAAGCGCCCGCCGGCUAUUUCAACAGAACAAGCUGUAAAACAAGAUCAAUAUCGAACUAUGGAAACAUUAAAAGAGAUUAAAGUAAGCGUACCGCCAAGAGACGGAAGGCAACAAAGUGCUGAUGAAAUGUAUCUGCCAGUCCAAUUUGGAAAGAAUGCAGUGAAAAGAACUGCCAAGGAAAUUGAAGAAGAGAAAAGAAUGAGGUUUGAGGAAAAACAAUCUGAAAUACUAGACAGGGAAGGGAGAGAUGGAAGGAGAUUUGGUUUAAAUAAAGAAAUUGGCAUUUCUCAAAAUGUAGGUAGGGCUUUUGGGGGUGGAUCUAAUGUUCCAGGCAAUGAAAAGGCUUUGUUAAGACAGACCAAAAUAUCAGAACAUAGGGGGGAAGCAAAUAUUUAUAUGCAUAAUAAAGUAGGACAAAGCAACAGAACAUCAUUUAAAAAUAGACCAGGGAUUCUUGGAAAUUGUCCAAUGGAACUUCAUGACACAACUAAAGCUAAUAAUGACUCGACCAGAGUUAACAUGAAUUCACCAUCUAAAAGCAGGGCCAGACUUCAUGUCCAAGAAAAUGCUAGGCCUGACUGGAAUCCUGGAGGUUUAGAAGGUCGUAUGCAAGAUAGAACGGGACAGAAUUUCAGAGGACCACCACAUAGCAAGGAACCUGUCCAGAUGGAAAGAAUAGGACCUGAUGUCCUGGGACAUUCAAGAGACACAAUGAAGUCACAGUUUGCUGGCCGAAUGAAUAACCAGAGUCAUGAGAGAGAGUUUCCUCAGCAUAGACAUGACAUGAGCUCUCAGCAGGAAGAGAGUGGCCUAGAAACUGAGGGAGCACCUUAUGGCCAUCAUCUGAACAUUGCAAGGGAAAACAAUGAAGAACUUCAUAGAGGCAGAGUUUUUGGGGCAAGAGGUAAAAUAAAGGGUAUUCUUAAAGCAAGCAGGGGUUUACCAGAUCAUAGUGGUGUACCAGAUAGGGACGCUUAUAAUUCAAAGGGCAGACUCUGGUCAAAAUCUAACACUCAAGACAGAAGUCUACUCAAUGAGACAUCAACUGAGCAGCAGUGGGGUGAAAGGGACCAAACUGAUCAAUGGGGGACAACAAAGCCAUCAGACUAUUGGCAGACUUCAACAAAUUAUGUUGACACUUUUCAGGACAAUGCUGGCCAGGAUUUAUAUACUAAUGAAUCGAGGAGUAAUGAACCUCCAGGGCCAAAUGAGAGGUUUGUCAAUGCAGAAGCUUUUGGUAACCAGAAUCCUAACCAGGAUUACAACUAUGGAGAAUAUCAAAACUACCCACAAGAAGAAGGGCAAUCAUGGGAGAAUGAAACUUUCCAGCCCUUUUAUGGAGAAUCUAGAUCUGCUUUUCAAGGUGACUCCAGAAGGGGUGAUUUAAUGCAGAAUAGAACUGGAAGGCCUUCAGAGGACUUUGAGGCAGAUGCUCCAACACAAGCUACUAGUACAGUUCCAAAAGGGUCACAAAUAGCCACUACAUUUUCUGGAGAGGAUGUAGAUGAAUAUUAUGGGGAAAUUGAAAGGGGAGAUUUUGUCAACCCUAACAGACCACUUAGGGGCAAUCAGAGAGGCAUUUUCCGAGGUCUACAAAAGGGCUCUUUCAGAGGUGGAUUGUUGGAGAAUGUUCCUGAGCAGCACUCAGCUUAUGAUGCUAGGAGUAACUCAGCAUACAAACCUGACCAAUACCCUCAUGGUGGUAUAGGAGGAUCACAAAGGGGAUCUUCAAUGAAAAAAGCUUUACCUGUUCGAGGAACACAGAGGGGAAGAGGGUUCUCAAUGGGAAGAGGGGCGUCAUUUGGAAGAGGAGCCGGCUUACUUCCUUGUCCGCAGAGCACCUCACAAGAAUACACUGGAUUCCAAGAUGAUAGUGUAAAGCAACAAUCAGGACCUCAAGGAAUAAGAGGCGUCCCGGAUCAUUACCCAUUUUUAUUAAAUAAUCCAACCCGUGGCAGAGCUGGUGGUGCCAACUUUAAUGCUUUCCAAUAAUUUCUCAUUUUUAUAAUUACAUUUAUAUGAAGGAGAAAAAAACUCAAACAGCAGAAGCUAUAAAUUAUAAAGCAGUCUCCACUAUUAUGUAUCAGCUGCUUCUGAUUACUUAUAUACAAAAUACAUGGGCACCUACAAGGGCAGAUCCACAAAUCAUAGUUUGGGGGGUGGGGUAUGGAUUAAAAAAUAAACAAGAAUUGUCUCUUUAAAAAAUAGUCCAUGAUUAAAAUAUUAAAUUGAUGAGAGAUCCUGAUUUUCACAUUGGUUUAAACUAAAUAAUUAAAUAACUGGAAAAAUUAGUAAAUAAAUUUUAGUAAAAGCUUAAUAAGAUAUCAAAUUUUUCUGUAAAUAAAUAUAAUUUUGAAACUUUAAAGUUAAAUGGUUUUGUUAAAAUGCAUUAACAUAUUUUUAUCUGCUAUCACAACAAAUUGGGUUCUAAGCAAGUAAAGACUACAACUGUGGGACACCACUGUUUACAAUUAAAUGGGAUUUGUUGACUGAUUUUGCAAAUUAUAAUUUAUGAUUUUUAAUUUUAGUACAGUAACAUUUGAUGACAGCUGCAAAAAGUAGUAUGCUUGUCGUUAAAUUUUGUUAUGUUUUUUUUAGUCUACAUGAUUUUAUAGUUUAUAUUUUACUUCAUAUUUUUUUGUAUUUUGUCUAAUAAGUGACUGUGUAUUAAAUUGUUUUGAAUAUUUUUUGUGUUACAAGGAAGUAUUUAAGCAUUGUUCACAGGUGUUGUGCAGCUUUCAGGUUUAGUCAAUCCACUUGUGAAUUAUGACACUAUCGCUAAGCUUUAUAUUUACAGUGGAUGAUGCUGAGCUCCACAAAAUAAAAAUAAUCAUGCAAAGCUUACUUUUGGAAAUAUUAAAUUGUUAUGUCCUGGCCCAAAUACAUUAGUGCAAAAGAAUUCAAUGAAAAAAAAAGGGGGGGGGGGGGGUUUAAACU
This is a messenger RNA of Lymnaea stagnalis (great pond snail), 30432 nucleotides long. The record is from the annotation of a GenBank genome assembly. NCBI's taxonomy places the organism in Eukaryota, Metazoa, Mollusca, Gastropoda, Lymnaeidae.